Messenger RNA from Mucor mucedo, 640 nucleotides. Its product is annotated as ubiquitin-related domain-containing protein. Bases 156 to 446 code for a protein of 96 amino acids. The transcript has 3 exons. Lineage: Eukaryota; Fungi; Mucoromycota; Mucoromycetes; Mucorales; Mucoraceae. Gene Ontology annotation, molecular function: protein tag activity; ubiquitin-like protein ligase binding. The record is from RefSeq and is a predicted model, not a curated record. Gene Ontology annotation, cellular component: nucleus. Gene Ontology annotation, biological process: protein sumoylation.
UGGCAAAUCACCAGGAAAGAAAAAAACGGUUUUUUGAUUGGCUCAGUUUUGGGUGUUUUUUUUUUUACCAUCAAAUAAAAAAAAAAUCUUUUUUUGUAACGCUCUCUUUUUUUUUUCCCAUAUCAAAUUCGAACGCGUUUUUUUUUUUUUUAAUCAUGUCUGACGCAGCUGAGAAAGUCGAAAAGAAGGAAGGAGCCGGACCCGUCGAACACAUUAAUCUCAAGGUUGUCGGUAGCGAUACCAAUGAAGUCUUUUUCAAAAUCAAACGUUCCACUCAACUUAGAAAGCUGAUGGAUGCUUAUUGUGAACGCCAGGGUAAACAACCUGGAUCAGUUCGUUUCUUAUAUGACGGUACUCGUGUUUUACCCCAAGAUACACCUAACGAAUUGGAUAUGGAUGACGGCGAUAGUAUUGAUGUCAUGGUAGAACAGAUUGGUGGCUGUUAAAAAGAAAACAGUGUACUUUUACAAAAAAAAAAAGCAGGAAAAAUAAAAAGAGUGCCUUACGAAUACACUCUUAACUCGACUUUUUGUGCAUGUUCCUUUUUUUUUCUUUAAACAAUUCAUACACCAUCUCCCCUUUCAUUAUAAAUAAACCUGAAAAAAAAAAAAUACAUUUUACAAAAAAAAAAAAAAAAAAA